CACACACAUGGACUAACUUCUUUUCUGCGUCUUUAACCGAGUAACGUACCUGCUCGUGCUUGCGCGCGCGCGAGUGGAGCAGACCGGUGACAGAUCAGGAACAGUUAGCUCGGUCUCGCGCGCACACACACACACACACACACACACACACACACAGGUGAGGUCUCUCCCGCUCACUCGUGUCAGACGUGUCGCAGGAGAAGAUGACGGACAUCAGUCACGAGCUGCUGGAGAGUGUGCGGGAGGCCGUGGGUCGGAAGGUGAAGUUGACCCUGAGGCGGAAAGUCCAGCUGGAGGUCAAAGGUGACAAAGUGGAGAACAAGGUUCUGGCUCUGGCGUCACAUCGAGCGUACCUGCUGACAGCCCGAGUCCCAUCUAAGGUUGAACAUUCCUUCAGUUACCUGGACGUCCAGGGAAUCAGCAGCAACAAGCCCACUCAGCUGGUGCUGGAGCACGAGCGCGGUCCAUGGAGUCUCCGGCUGAGCUCGGUGGAGGAAGUGGACGAGGUCAUCGCUCACAUCGGCUGCUGUCUGCACCGCAUCUGCCCGACAGGUUCACCUGUAAAGGUGAUGAGGAAGUUAAGUCUGAAGCCUCCAGAGCGGACGACCGCCCUCCAGACGAUGUGGGACGAUCAUGGCUCGACGGACGUGGGACCCUGCGGAGGCUUCUCUCAUCAGUACUGGUGUGUGUGUGAUCACCUGGGUCUGCCCUACAGAGAGGAAGUCCAGUGGGACGUGGACACCAUCUAUCUCACUCAGGACACCAGAGAGCUCAACCUGCAGGACUUCAUUCACCUGGAGAACAGGUAUGAACACAACACUGUAUGAUUUAUUGUUUUGAUAUAAAACAGCUGACAAGUGGUGUCUGGUUUUUA
Solea senegalensis (Senegalese sole) is the source of this 874-nucleotide messenger RNA. It is a transcript of the gene carmil1, whose product is annotated as F-actin-uncapping protein LRRC16A. The record is from RefSeq and is a predicted model, not a curated record. Gene Ontology annotation, cellular component: lamellipodium; plasma membrane. Lineage: Eukaryota; Metazoa; Chordata; Actinopteri; Pleuronectiformes; Soleidae. Bases 204 to 827 code for a protein of 207 amino acids. The transcript is spliced from 8 exons. Gene Ontology annotation, biological process: cell migration; regulation of Arp2/3 complex-mediated actin nucleation.